AUGCCUCGAAAUAUUGAAAUAAAAGCUCGUAUUGAUAGUAAUUUAAAUGAUUUAAUUGAACGAGUUCGACCAUUUGCUGAUGGUCCUCCACGUCAAUUGACUCAAAGUGAUACAUUUUUCAAUUGUCCAACUGGUGGUAGACUUAAAUUACGUGUUGAACAAGAUUCUCCUGCUCAAUUAAUCUAUUAUGAACGAAAUGAUACAUCAUCAUUAUCGACUCCUAAACUUUCAACAUAUUCAAUUGCACCUAUAAUGUAUCGAAAAACAUGUUUUCAAUGGGGAUUUUAUGAUCCUCAAAUGGCUGGUUCUAUUGAUGGAACUGAUUUAAUUCCACAUGAUCGUGCUAUAAUACGUGCUUAUAAAUCAAAAUAUAAACCUCCGAAUAAUUUUUCUUCAACAUUAUUUAUUGGACAUAUUCCACCAUCAUGUACUGAAGAUGAUUUAAAACAAAUAUUUCCUACGGCAACUCAUAUUGAUCUUAUUCGAGAUAUUGUUACACGAGAAUCGAAAGGUUAUGCAUUUCUUACUGGACAAAUUGAUAGAAAAAAAGAAUAUAAAUUUAAUGGACAUUUAUUGUUAAUAGAAGAUGUUGCAUCAAAAAAACUUACUGGUUGGAAACCAAGACGAUGUGGAGGUGGAUUAGGAGGAAAAAAAGAAUCAGGGCAAUUAAGAUUUGGAGGAAGUCAAAGAUCAUUUAAACAACCAUAUUAUCUUAAUGAAAAUAUUAAACAACGAUGGAAAUAUUUAGAAAAACAAUGACAUUUUCUAAAGGACAUUCUUGACGGAUACCGUAUUCGUGGACAAAUCAAUAAAACUCGAACAUUAUUUUUAACAAAACAUGGACAAACACGUAUACAUAUUGAUCAAGUUAAAGGUUUAGAACCCACACUAUUUAUUGAACUUGAAGUUGUUCUACAAGAUAAUCAAACAAUUGAACAAGGACAAGAAAUUGCAAAAGAUUUAUGUGAAAAAAUAGGCAUUGAAGAAAAAAAUCAUAUUAAAUGUGCUUAUAUCGAUUUAUUAUUAAAACAGAAUUCAAUUAAAGAUAUUAAAUAA
Molecule: messenger RNA, 1056 nt
Organism: Adineta steineri
Lineage: Eukaryota; Metazoa; Rotifera; Eurotatoria; Adinetida; Adinetidae
Source: the annotation of a GenBank genome assembly